Messenger RNA from Uranotaenia lowii, 1705 nucleotides. Its product is annotated as annexin B10-like. The record is from RefSeq and is a predicted model, not a curated record. Gene Ontology annotation, molecular function: calcium-dependent phospholipid binding; calcium ion binding. The coding region runs from base 155 to 1120 and encodes 321 amino acids. The transcript is spliced from 4 exons. Lineage: Eukaryota; Metazoa; Arthropoda; Insecta; Diptera; Culicidae. Gene Ontology annotation, cellular component: cytoplasm.
CUCAGAUUCACUGCAGCGCUCAACUCCGAUAGAAUCAAUUAAGCGAUAUUUGUGGCAUUGAGUCAUUCACAUUCCGAAGCAUUGUCGUUGAACAAUUGAAUUGCGCACAAUUCACCUUUUUGAUUCUAGUUGAAAUCGUUCUAGCGGAAUAAAAAUGUCGUGGUAUUACACUCCCAAACCGACCGUGGUCCCGGUGGACGGUUUUGACGCGUCGGCAGAUGCCAAUGCCUUGCGGGCCGCCAUGAAGGGUUUUGGAACCGAUGAACAGGCCAUAAUGGAUGUUUUGUGCGCCCGUAGCAGCCAGCAGCGGCAGCAGAUUCUGGAACAGUACUCCAGCGAACUUGGACGAGAUCUGAUUGAGGAUCUCAAAUCGGAACUGGGCGGAAAAUUCGAGGAUGUUAUCGUAGCUCUUAUGGUGCCAGCGGAAAAAUACCUUUGCAAGCAGCUGCACAAAGCCAUGGACGGCAUGGGAACGAAUGAGGAUGCACUGAUCGAGAUCUUGUGCCCCCAAACGAACGAGGAGGUUAAGAAAAUUGUCGACUGUUACGAGGAGAUGUACAAUCGACCUUUGGCCGAGCAUUUGUGCAGCGAAACCGACGGAAGCUUCCGUCGACUGUUGACUAUGAUUAUAGUUGGUGCUCGCGAUCCCCAGGGAACGGUUGAUGAGGAGCUGGCCAAGGAACAGGCCAACCAACUGUACAAUGCCGGCGAAGGCAAGCUCGGAACCGAUGAAGAAGUAUUUUACAAAAUCUUGGCUCAUGCCAGUUUCGAUCAGUUGGAGAUUUUAUUCGAAGAGUACAAGAAGCUCUCUGGAAGAACCAUUGAACAAGCAUUGAAGGACGAACUUAGUGGAGAAUUAUUGGAUGCUCUGAGCGCUAUUGUGGAAUGCGUUCAAAUGGCUCCGCAUUACUUCGCAAAGAGACUGCACAAAGCAAUGGACGGCGCUGGUACGGAUGAUGCCAGCUUGAUUCGGAUUAUUGUUUCCAGGUCGGAAAUCGACUUGCAGAACAUCAAGGAUGAAUACGAACAACUGUAUAACAAAACGUUGGUCAGUGCCGUUAGGGGCGAAUGUUCUGGUGACUACAAGCGUGCUUUGUGUGCUCUUGUUGGCGACGCCUAAUUGGACCCCGCACAUAUAAAGGAAAUACGUGGCCGCAUAGAAUUAAGCUUUCAUUGUGUCGAAACUAUAAUGAAGAAAAAUUAUUACAAUGUGUUAACAAUUUAAGAUGUGUAGUAACCUAAACUAAAGGCAUUUAUUUCAUGACAGUGAAUCAAGGACCUUGAAAAAACGAAGCCUAUAUGUUUAUAAGCUGUUUCUAAUGAGUUCGAUUAUGAGAUUGGUCCGGGUAUAGGGAUGAAUCAUCCCAGAGGAUGAAAACCCCGUAGAAAAAAAAAAUUGGUCCGGGUACACAGGUUUAUCGAUCAAAUUUCAAAGUAUUAUGGUAUUAUGUUAGUACGAGUAAUGGUUGUACGGUGUAUUGGAAUGUUGAUAAAGGAAGUCCUUAUCCUCUUUUCUGCACAACAUUCAAUUUAAGAAUAUGAAACAAUUUAAAAUGAAACCUUAUUUAUUAUUAUCACGCAAGUGCAGUUUACAAUACGCAUGAAGGCCUUGAAAUCAAAGAUUUGAAUCUCAUACUAUUUACUUUUCAAAACCGUUCAAAAAAUGAUGUACCGCAAUAAAAUAGCUUUUAGUAAGCACAACAAA